CAAAGUCCUUAUAGGUAAGUUUUGCCACUUGACAGCUAAGUUGAUAACACCCCAGGCAGUUAUUCUGGGCUCACAAGGCUCUUCUAUCUAAAUGAAUGAAUGACAAGGGGUCACAGGGUCAUAUGUGCUUGAAAAGUUUGUCGACUUUAAAAAGAUGUAAGAUGGGAAAGGUGAUUUUGGGAGAAGCAGCAGGACAUGUGUCAUACAUCCACCAUCAUCGGAAUUCUCCCACAGAUUUCUACUCAGGAUUAUUUAAGUGGGAAAUCUCUCCCUCUCAUCUCUGAUCAUAUGUUACUUUCACUACAGGAGAGACUUGAUGUUCUCUGCAAUUAACUGGGAAAAAAAACUGCAUAUAUCUGUAUUUUCAUUAGCAAUUUGCUAAAAUGAGAAUUAUGAACUUAUAAAAUAUGACUAAGCCAUUCACCACCUCAGUGAAUGUGAAUCUAAUUCCAUCAACACUAAAAAAUCCACUACAGAAACCAAACUGUCGGCUGGGUCGCUUUUGUAGCUUUACGCAUGGCUCCAUCUGGUGGUCAUUUAUUAUAUUACAUACAUCUCUGCUCCUUCGCUCCCACCUAUACAGUGUACACAAGUUUCACCAGCAACAUAUGUGACACAUUUCACUGUUUCUGCUUCACAGGAAACGUUCAGUUCCGUCUUUUGUCGCCUCAAGCAACACAUUUUCCAUUUCCAGCGCCGCCUCCUGUUCACCGUGCUGUGUGCGUAAAAAGGUGUAAGGCCACGGGAGGGGAUGGUAGUGUUCAGGGUGAAAAAAAACGAAGUCUUUUUUCUAUUUAUAGAUUCAUUAUCGUCAAACAAAUAGUGCGCAACUGCAGCGCCGCUCAGCCAGCUGUGCGUUAAGAGGAGGAAGCUUGCUUUCGGUUUCUAACCAGAGAGGCGUGGAAGUGAUUUGGAGUAAAGGCAACGGUUACUUGUUUAUAAAGAAAAAAAAAGAAAAGAAUAAAGUUGUGAAGCGGAGGUGUUUUUGGCGCUUGAAGGGGAGCUGAUGGAGUUUUCUGAGCACAUCAAGACGGCCAAUGUGGAGGAUGUUGUGCUCCGGCAGCCGCUCCACCCGCCGAGCAGAGGAACCCUGUGCAUCACCGGCCACCACCUGCUCUUCUCGGACAGGGAGGAGGGCAGCUCCCGGCAGGUCCUGCUGCUGCUCAGGAACAUAGAUGCCAUUGAGAAAAGUGUGGAAAACCUUUUGGGCUAUUCGGGCUUCUUCUCUAAAGCAGGUCUCAGUGAAAGGACGUCUGGAUCAUCAGGCACGAUUACCAUCAAGUGUAAAGAUCUGCAAGUGCUCCAGCUUGACAUCCCAGGAAUGGAGCAGUGUCUCAAUAUUGCACACUCUAUUGAGACCCUGUCCUGUCUGGACAGUGUGUCGGAGAUGUAUCCUUUCUUUUACAGGCCUGCUGAUCUCAGCCUACAGGACCAGUGGGGUCUCUCAUCCCCUGAAAGCUACUACAGUCAAAUGAAGGAGCUUCAUGGCCGGUGGAGGCUGAGCAGUGUGAACAGAGACUACUCAGUGUGUCCCUCCUACCCUCCAGCAGUCAUCGUCCCAAACAGCAUCGAUGACGACACACUGAGGAAAGUGGCCAAAUUCAGACAGGGAGGACGUUUUCCUGUCCUCUGCUACUACCACAGGAAGAACGGCAUGGUAAUCAUGCGCAGCAGCCAGCCACUGACGGGAGCCAAUAGGAAGCGCUGCAAGGAAGACGAGCUCCUCCUCCAGGCUGUGAUUGACGGCUCAGACAAAGGUUACAUUAUUGACACCCGCUCCAGUCAGCAGGCUCAACAGGCCCGCAUGACGGGUGGAGGGUUUGAGUCCAAAUCCUGCUAUAGCCACUGGAAGAGACUGCACAGACAGAUGGAAAGAGGCAAAGCUCUCCAGGAGAGUCUGAUUAAACUGGUGGAGGCCUGUGGUGAUGAGUCAAAUAACAUGGACCGCUGGCUCAGUAAGCUGGAGAAUUCAAAGUGGCUGUCUUAUGUCCAGACUGCUCUGUCGACCGCCGGCCUGCUGGCUGAGUGUGUGGAGAGGGACGGUCAUUCUGUUCUGGUUCACGGCUCUGAAGGGACAGACUCUUCUUUGCUCAUCAGCACUCUGGCUCAGCUCAUCAUGGAUCCCUGCUGCCGCACUCUGGACGGCUUCCUGGCUCUGCUGGAGAGGGAGUGGCUGCAGGCAGGACACCCGUUCCAGCAGCGAUGUGCCCACUCAGCCUACUCCCACACUCGCCUCCAGCAGGAGUCUCCGGUCUUCCUGCUGCUGCUGGACUGUGUGUGGCAGCUGUGGCGUCAGUUCCCUCUGGCUUUGGGCUUCUCCGAGGCGCUGCUCCUCAGACUGGCAACCGAAGUCUAUGCCUCUGACUACGGCACCUUUCUGUGUAACAGCGAUCAGGAAAGGUGUGCUGUGGGAGUGAAGGAUAAGACGCACUGUUUGUUCCAAGCCUUGCUGAGGCCCAGGGAGAAAGAUUACUACUCCAACCCCUUGUACGAGCCCACUGAGCUGGCAAUCUGGCCCUCGGUUCACCCUCAGUCCCUGCAGCUCUGGAGAGGCUUCUUUCUGAGGUGGACCCAGCAGAUUCGUCACCUUGAGGAGGCUCAGGAGGAAAUAAGGAACAUGGUGAUCGAGUGGGGCAAGUUGGCACUCAGCUGACGCCCCUCCAGUGUGUGUGAAGAAGUGAAGAUGGUCAGCCUGAACAUGUUGAACAUGUCUGAUGGAGGAAUGCUACCGAUGUGCAAUGCCUUAACAAUCUGCUGUGUUUCAAUGUACAGAAUUUUUUUACCCUUUUAUAAAAACUGUAAUACCAAAA
Messenger RNA from Amphiprion ocellaris (clown anemonefish), 2810 nucleotides. RefSeq lists its product as uncharacterized. The record is from RefSeq and is a predicted model, not a curated record. The transcript has 11 exons. NCBI's taxonomy places the organism in Eukaryota, Metazoa, Chordata, Actinopteri, Pomacentridae. Gene Ontology annotation, biological process: negative regulation of autophagy. Bases 1007 to 2653 code for a protein of 548 amino acids.